AUGUCGAAAUGCAAACAAGGGUACACAAAGUUCGACCGCCAUGUGUGCUUGCCGCUGACUGGCGAGAACUGCACGGAACACAAAGAGUGUGCUGUCUACAAUUCGAACUGUGUUAACAAUAAGUGUCAAUGCUUGGAGACCUUCGUUCCGCAGACCCAGUCCAAAUGUGUAGCGACUAGCAUCGACGUUACUUGUUACAGUAUAAACGAUUGUCAUGCAAUAAAUACGCAUUGUUCAAGGUUUAAUCUCUGCACUUGUAAUCGAAACUACAUUUCGAUGGGCAAUACAUGUGUUAAAAUCCUAGGGGGUCACUGUCAGUACAGCGCAAACUGCGUAACUCCUAAUUCUGAGUGCAUUGACAAUAAGUGCCAAUGCAAACCUAAUUUUAUUCGAGGGCCUUACAAUGAGUGUUUAUCAAAAUUAUUAGGCCGGUCUUGCGAAACGGAUUAUGAUUGUCAAUACAUAUCCAAUGCAAUUUGCAUUGACAAGAUUUGUGUGUGCAAGCCCGACACAUUUGCAUUGACCUCGUCAGCCUGUACCCACUUGUUGAACACCUAUUGCUCGUCUUCCGCCGAUUGCGACGUCGAAGCGUCGCACUGCUUUGAGAAUAAGUGUCAAUGCCAGCCUGAUUGGGUGGCACUGACUGAUAUGAUGUGUGUAAGACGUUCUGCAUUGUUUCAUUGCAAAAAAACAAUUGAGUGUGGCGAGCUCUGGCAUUCAAGGUGUUAUCAGAACAAAUGUGUCUGCAACUCAAAGCAUAUUGCCGUCAAUAAACUGACUUGCUUGCCGGUUCUGGAUGGAAACUGCUGGAGAGAUGAUCAAUGCAUGACGGAAAAUUCUCACUGCCAUAACUAUAGGUGUCAAUGCAAGCUUGGCUUUGUUUCUGUGGCUAUAAACAUGUGUGUCAUGACUUAAGAAUAAUUUUAUUUGUUGU
Molecule: messenger RNA, 934 nt
Organism: Cotesia glomerata
Lineage: Eukaryota; Metazoa; Arthropoda; Insecta; Hymenoptera; Braconidae
Product: prion-like-(Q/N-rich) domain-bearing protein 25
Exons: 4
Coding region: 1-915 (304 amino acids)
Source: RefSeq, a predicted model, not a curated record